AUGAUCCCUCUGCAAGAUGCUGGUAUAAGGCUCAAAGCUCGCUUGGCCAGAGAGGCUAAGGAAAAGGCCAAGAAGGAGGUAGAAGAGAAAGCUCUCCUGGAAAAAGAACAGAGGAUCAGAGAAGCUGAAGAAAAGGCUGCUGUUGAAACUGCUUCUGCUGCUACGGCUACUGUGGAGGCUGAGGCAAAAGCUAAAGCCGAAGCUGAAGAAGCAUCACAUAUUGCUGUAGAGGAAGCUUCCAAGGCCAGGGAUGAUGCUUUGACUCAGGUGGAGAAAUCUAACUAUGGGUUUGCCCCUCUGGUCUUAAAGACCCUGGAGGAAUUGCAAAAGGAACAACAAGUGGUUCGAGCUAGGCUGGAUCAACAGGAUUCUGUCAACAUGAACAUUCAGAACAUGUUGACUCAACUGCCCCAACGGAUGCCUCCGCCCCCACACCCUUAG
Messenger RNA from Lathyrus oleraceus (garden pea), 441 nucleotides. RefSeq names its product eukaryotic translation initiation factor 4 gamma-like. The transcript has 2 exons. The coding region runs from base 1 to 441 and encodes 146 amino acids. NCBI's taxonomy places the organism in Eukaryota, Viridiplantae, Streptophyta, Magnoliopsida, Fabales, Fabaceae. The record is from RefSeq and is a predicted model, not a curated record.